Rhinolophus ferrumequinum (greater horseshoe bat) is the source of this 2430-nucleotide messenger RNA. Its product is annotated as BAG family molecular chaperone regulator 5-like. The record is from RefSeq and is a predicted model, not a curated record. The transcript has a single exon. NCBI's taxonomy places the organism in Eukaryota, Metazoa, Chordata, Mammalia, Chiroptera, Rhinolophidae. The coding region runs from base 206 to 1549 and encodes 447 amino acids. Gene Ontology annotation, cellular component: cytosol; membrane; nucleus. Gene Ontology annotation, molecular function: protein-folding chaperone binding; adenyl-nucleotide exchange factor activity. Gene Ontology annotation, biological process: regulation of inclusion body assembly; negative regulation of protein ubiquitination; protein stabilization.
AAGUUGGCGGAAGAAAGAAUCAGUGAACUCAAAGAUAGAACAGUAGAGAUUAUGGAAGCUGAAGAACAGAAAUUUAAAAAAUGAAAAAAAAAAUGAACAGAGCCUCAGAAAUGUGGGACGUAAUUAGUGUACUAACGUACACAUCACGGGGGGCGCGCGAUGGCGCCGGCGGCACAGUGCUUGUGAAACGGAACACAACCAAAGUAUGGAUAUGGGAAACCAACAUCCUUCCAUCCGCAGGCUUCAGGAAAUCCAGAAGGAAGUGAAAAGUAUAGAACAGCAAGUCAUUGGCUUCAGUGGUCUGUCAGAUGACAAGAAUUACAAGAACCUGGAGAGGAUGCUGACGACACAGCUCUUGGAGAUCGACUCUGUAGAUACGGAAGGAAAAGGAGAUGUUCAGCAGGCCAGGAAGAGGGCCGCGCAGGAGACCGAGCGUCUGCUCAAGGAGCUGGAACAGAACGCCAACCACCCGCACCGGCUGGAGAUCCAGAGCAUUUUCACAGAAGCCCAGUCGCUGGUGAAGGAGAAGAUCGUGCCGUUUUACAGUGGCGGCAACUGCGUGCCUGUUGAGUGCGAAGAAGGCAUCCAGGAUAUCAUUCUGAGGCUGACGCACGUGAAAACGGGAGGCAAGAUCUCCCUGCGGAAAGCACGGUGUCACACUUUAACCAAAACCUGUGCCGUGCAAGAGAUUGUCGAGGACUGCAUGAAAAGGCAGCCAUCCCUGCCGCUGUCCGAGGACGUGCAUCCUUCCGUAGCCAAGAUCAACUCCGUGAUGUGUGAGGUGAACAAGGCCAGGGGCACCCUCAUCACAUUGCUCAUGGGCGUGACCAGCAAUGAGACGUGCAGGCACUUAUCGUGUGUGCUCUCGGGGCUGACCGCCGACCUGGACGCGCUAGACGUGUGCGGGCAUCCCGAGAUCCGGAAUUACCGGAGGGAGGUUGUGGAAGACAUCAACAAAUUACUGAAGUAUUUGGAUUUAGAAGAGGAAGCUGACAGGACCCACGCGUUUGACCUAGGACGGAAUCAUUCCAUUUUAAAAAUAGAAAAGGUCCUCCAGAGAAUGAGAGAAAUAAAAACCGAACUCCUUCAAGCCCAGAAUCCUUCUGAACUGUACCUGAGCGCCAAAACAGAAUUGCAGGGUUUGAUUGGACAGCUGGAUGAGGGGAGUCUUGAAAAGAACCCCUGCAUCCGGGAAGCCCGGAGGAGAGCCGUGAUUGAAGUGCACACCCUCAUCACUUACAUUGACUUGAAGGAAGCCCUGGAGAAAAGAAAGCUGAUCGUGUGUGAGGAGCACCCGUCACACAAAGCCGUCUGGACCGUCCUCGGACACUUGUCCGAGAUCCAGGAGGAAGUCCUCUCAUUUGACGGAAACCGAGCUGAUAAGAACUACAUCCGGCUGGAAGAGCUGCUCGCCAAGCAGCUGCUGGCCCUGGACGCAGUGGACCCGCAGGGGGAGGAGAAGUGCAAGGCGGCCAGGAGGCAGGCGGUGCGGCUGGCGCAGAACAUCCUCAGCUACCUGGACCUCAAGUCCGACGAGUGGGAGUACUGAGGCCAAGGGGCGCCCGGGGCGCCCGCCGCGCUUGCUGUUCCGCACUUUACACAGACGUCCAUGUGUUUGCAGAGCUUUCUGUUCUCUGAGCCUCCCUGUGAUUUACACGUGCAUAUUUCAAUCUCAGUAUUUAUGAUUUAAGCAAAUUAUAUUCAGUAUCUCUGCUGCUUUUGAUAUCGCAAAACAAAUGUCAUUACAGCACAUUAACUUUUCCAUUGGCUCGUUAUCUGUAUGUUGUGUGGUUUUUUAAAAAUCAAAAUGGAAUAAGGGCAGCUUUUGUAAUUUUUAACUGGGUUGUACAAGCAUUAAAAUGCAGAUAUUUCAGAAUCUAGCACUAGACAGCCUUGCAUAAUCCUAGAACAAUUAUGAGAAGGGAACAUUUUUGGUUAAGUAGGAGGAGAGCCCAAGCGCAGAAGCAGUACACUGUUUUAGUAUGCUAAAUAAAGCAGGAGGACUUUAUCAUUUUUAAAGCCUGAGUGGUCCCACCCCAUUUACAGGUGGGCUUGGGUUUUCUUUUUUUGGAUGGUCUGUUCUUUCAUAAACUUUUUGUUUGAAAAACAAUGUAUUCCCCCCCAUACUCUGCAUUGAGAGAGAGGAAUCUUAACUUUUGUGACAUAAGAAAAUUAUGAAAAUUGAUAGCAAAGAAACCUUUGAGACUGUAUUGAAAAAGGGAUAAAACACCAGCUAAUGCCUCCAGGUUGUUUUGUAAAAUCUCAACUUGCAGUUUUGCUUAGGAAGGAUGGGCGCAUUAAAUGAAGUUAAUGGACCUUUAGGAAAAAAAAAGGGAAACACCCAGACCUGGGGGGGGAUCAUGGGAACUGGAGCGCAGUUGUCAAUGUCAGGAGAUAUAAAACCAAGCAGACAUGUCUGAGGGAAAGGCG